CCGCCCCGGCUCCGCCCCCGCGCGCGCCCCAGGCGCUGCAGCGAUGGCCCCGGCGCGCCCCGGGCGCUGCACCUGCCCGGGGGUGUUGUCAGUGCCCGUUGGUGCCUCCCCUCCCUGUCCCGGGAACAAGGAAGCGGCUCCAAGCACCUUUAGCCAUCACUCGGCAGCGUAGUUCCCUGCUGGCACCUUCCCCGCGCCCUGUGUGCUCAGGUCCCCCGCCUGGCGAGGCGCUGGGAUGCCGGCUCUGGACAUGGCUCGGGGUACGGGAGGGCUGCCCCUGCUGCUGCUGAGCCUUGCCGUGCUGGAUCUCCCGCUGGAGACCAUGGCACUGCUGCCCAACACCACCAGCUCAAGCACUGCAGCCACCUUCCCUUCCUCUCGUCCUGCAACCUCCACGAAAGAGAUGCCAAUGGAUGCCUUCACACCCAAUGCUUCCACAGCUCAGCGGAGCAGCCUGGCAGCCUCCAACGUCACCAUGCCACAGGCAAAGGGCAGCACAGCUCACAGCACUCUUGUGCUGCCUGGGCUGCGACCCACCACCACCAGCACCACCCCAGCACGAUUGGGACCCACCACCAGCACCACCCUACACGAUUGGGACCCACCACCAGCACCACCCUAG
Molecule: messenger RNA, 622 nt
Organism: Ficedula albicollis (Collared flycatcher)
Lineage: Eukaryota; Metazoa; Chordata; Aves; Passeriformes; Muscicapidae
Exons: 3
Coding region: 236-622 (128 amino acids)
Source: RefSeq, a predicted model, not a curated record